AUGGCCGAUGCAAGUCAGUCAGAUGGUGACGGUAACACAUUCAAGAUAGUGCCUGCGUGUGACACUUGUCGGGCUCGAAAGAUCCGAUGCGAUCGAAAAACACCAUGUUCAAGCUGUCAGAGCUCCGGGACUUCGUGUCGGACAUCAAAGCGCAAGCCUGAAAAAAGACAGCGCGUCCUAAUUUCUGGAAGAUAUGAACGCGAAAUCGAAAACGUUAACGAUAGACUCGCUCGAUUGGAGAGGCUUUUGCAAGCCUCUAACAGCAGGCAAACCAGGCUUCAACCAUCGCCCCAGUCAUACACAGAAACCUUGUCAACCCCUCGUGAUCAUCCGGCCAUCGAAAGAGAACCAGAUUUUGCUGGGGAUUCAUCCUUCGUUGCUCAUUCCAAGGAUGCGACGCAAGCAUUUGAGCGAAGCCUCAAUCUCAACGUAGGCGGAGAUGUUGCUGCUGCGGUUGCCACGCUGAGAACUUUCCUCAACAAUGACGGGACAUCCGGUGCUGAUGGCUCCGGUGCAACUUUUGUCCAGAAGCCUCUUCAAGAAGCCGUGCUCUACCCAGAACUGGCCAAGUUGGAGCUUCCGUCAAUGCAGGUCGUCCUGCGAUUGUUACGACAUGCCAAAACACAUCCGUAUCGAAUCUUCUACGAAUACCCUUUGUUGGAAGCUGAUCGUCUCUCGGAAUUAUGUCAAAGAAUUUAUUUCCCUACCGAUGACUAUACCAUCGCGACCUUCAUUACUGUCCAUGUAUCACUGUACUUCCUCUGCGACCAGAUGCCGGAAGACACCGUGAACGCCCUCAAUCUCUCUACUGAUGAGCUCCAACAGAUGGCGAACACCUGUGCCAACAAUGCUGAGACCGCGAUGCGGAGCAUGAGAUUGUUCAUGGAGGCUUCUUAUGAAACAAUUGAAGCCCUCCUUCUUGCGGCAAUGAUGGCAUUGGGGCAAUCUCGCUUGUCGUUGGCCUGGACAUUAGUCACGACAGCGUCUCGAAUGCUUCAGGAUGCAGGCUAUCAUCGCCUGCCAUCUUAUUCUGUCGCCCCGGAGGCCACCAAAAAACGAAUCUUAUUCUGGCUCAUAUAUUCCUUUGACCGAAGUAUGGCGCUUAAUUUGGGCAGGUCCACCAACAUCCAAGACUGCGAUAUCACUGUCGAACCACCUAGAGUCCCCGAGGAACUCAAUGGACCAUUUGGCCUUUUAUAUGUAGGCUGGAUUCAUUUGGGAGAACUUCAAGGUCAGAUUUAUGAGCAACUGUACUGUGCCCGGGCCCAAAAACAACCGCCUGAAGUCAAGGGUAAUCGCGCACGGGCUUUGGCCAGGCGGCUCUCCGAAAUGGAAGCCCUUUUCAAGAUCGAGUUCCAGGGACAUCCAUUUGCAGAAUCAGGUUCUGAGAAUCUUCAUUCCACCCGAAUAGUCCUAGCCGCGCUCCUCACCCUGAUCUACCGGAUGAUUCCACCUGAUCCACUCCCAUCUGGUCGGCAGCAUCAUCCUCUAAAAUUCCACGAUCUUGCAAUUGAAUCGGCUCGUGAAGCCGUAAUCAUGCACAACGACGCUUGGAACAUGCUAAGACAUCGCCAAAGGCAGGAGUGGCACCUCUUCGUCCUCUGGACCGUACAAUGGAGUCCAUUCGUCCCCUACAUUGUCCUUUUCGGAAAUGCCAUCGCCGACAGGAACGUGGAAGACUUGCAGCUUCUGAAGGAAGUGGUUGACGGGUUAGAAAGUGUCGCGGAUAUGAGCCCUGGGGUGGGAAAGUUGCACCGUGCCUGUCAAACCUUUUAUCAGAUUGCAAGCAUAUAUCUCGCACAGGCUAGGGCAGACAACAAUGGAACCCAAGUAAGGGAUUUCUUUGAUUCGUCAACACCUUCGAGGCAAACCGUCCCUCACCAUGCUCAGGCUCCGGCUCAGACUAGCAUCUCGUCACUGGAUGCGACUCUGUCGGAGCUACCACUUUUCCAGCAAGACUGGGACGACAUUCUUGAAGGAUGGCAUCUGAGAACAGAUGGCGGCGACUCUGGCGAUAUUUCCACCUUCUUCGGUCAGUACCUCGGUAGCGGUGCCGCAACCCUCGGUGGGCCAUCAACAGAUCCCUAUUCUUGA
Messenger RNA from Exophiala oligosperma, 2094 nucleotides. RefSeq lists its product as uncharacterized. The record is from RefSeq and is a predicted model, not a curated record. Gene Ontology annotation, molecular function: DNA binding; zinc ion binding; DNA-binding transcription factor activity, RNA polymerase II-specific. The transcript is spliced from 6 exons. The coding region runs from base 1 to 2094 and encodes 697 amino acids. Gene Ontology annotation, biological process: DNA-templated transcription; regulation of DNA-templated transcription. NCBI's taxonomy places the organism in Eukaryota, Fungi, Ascomycota, Eurotiomycetes, Chaetothyriales, Herpotrichiellaceae.